UUAAAAUUGUAUAUUUUAUUUACUGAAAUUCACGCUAAAUGUAACACGUAGUGUUUAUGGUCAGUGGGUGUUUAAGCAGUUGCCACUCAAUGUAAACUUUAAAUAUUCCGACUCCAACCAUGCCGCGGUGAGGCCGACUUCUGCUCUCGUACAUCCCCGAAGUUUGACUUGCUGCUACAAAUUGCAGUUUAACCGGAUAGUCCCUGAUUUAUAUCGUCGAAAUGUUCGGGGGCAGACGUGUCACAUUCCGCGUCCUCGCUAUAUCUACAUUCGUCUCGAUUGUAUUCCUUUAUUUCGUUGUCAAUUCUUCGUACAAGCUCAAACCCAAUGUAAAUACUGGAGAUUUUGAGGACGCUCCGAAGGAAACGAAAAUUUCCUCGAAGCGCUCUGGCGUGGAUUUGAUUGUAGUCGAGGAGCAUCAUGAAGUUCUGGAGUAUUGGUUCAACGCAGCAAACCAGGGAAAAAUACCGAAAGCUGGGAAUGUGUUGCUUCACAUAGACGCCCACAGCGACAUGGCUCCUCCUGAAAUGGUCGACGGUUACCCAGUAUUCAGGUGGCCAAAAAAUUCACGUGAGGUGACAGCCAUGAUGCAAAGCAACGACGUGUUUAUACAGGCUGCGGCUAUGUCGGGGUUGUUUAAGAAGGUGAUUUGGGUUUGGCCCUCGUGGGACGAGGAUACCCAUGAGGCCGACGACUUGUCGCAAAAAUUUGGCGGCGGCGUUUUUUCCGACGGGGAGCAAAAAAAUUUCUGCGAAUGUCAGUACGACAAAGACGGCAAAACCAAGCAGAUGUGCCAGUACGUAAAUCGUUCCAAGUUCGCGGAGGAGCCGGAUUACGACGGCACCGAAGUUGAUCCGAAGCUCUGUGAUAUCAAUGCGCAUAUCAUUUUUCGACAGAUCGUCGACUAUGAAGCUUUGCAUAAGCUGAAUCUCGGUGAGCUUGUUCAAGAAGGCGAAUCCUUACUCCUUGACAUCGACGAGGAUUUUUUCGGCUGUGUCCUGAGAGGACAUCGUUUGAUCGACGCGGGAAUACCUUGGACGGUUGUGGACGAAAUUGACGAACUCAUGAACGAGUUGUUUUGUCCACAGCUCACGGUACACGAGGGUAUCGCAAAUCGCUUCAUGCAAAUCCUGCUCGGAUUGACGAUUAAGCAUUGUAAAAGCAGCGAAGUGGAGGGCAUCUCUUGCGUCACCCCCCAGAGUCCAAAAAGCAGGGAAUUCUCGAAGGAAAUAAACCGCGUCAUCAUGAGGCACUUGAACAAGGGAAUAUUUUGUGACCUCACGCGAGAUGUGCGCCAGAAACGUUUGGAAAUGCUGAUCGAGUACUUUAUCGAGUUGGACGUGUCGCAGAUACGAGCAUGCGCAGAUUUAGGCUUCUGCAUGCAGACGUCGCCGCGAAGUUACCAGGCGAACGGUUUCCAGCUGUGCCACGGCGCGAACGAGCCCAAUACCACGAUCGUCACGCAGCACUCGCCUGGGGAAAACGAGCUGAUAUUACGUCUCAAACGCUUGCAGCGCAUGCUGGGGGCAAAGAAGUACCCGAACCCCGGGAUGGUGACUUUGUGCCGGUCGGUACGGGAUGGGUACACGUCCGUGCGGUACUUCGAGGAGAUCGAGAAAAGCGUCAUCGAAUCGAUUAAGCAGAGCCGGAAAGAUGUAACAUUUAAUGUUAUUUAUGAUAUUAAUUUAUUAGGCGGGGUUCAGGGAUGGAAUUCUCGUGCUGCGGACCAGUCAUACCUUAGGACGAGUACUAGAAAAAAACAAUAGGGAGAUUAUUUUUUAUUUAUAAAAUAUGUUCGGUUCUUUAACUGCUUAUGUGGAAAGCAGUUAUGAUAGAGAAUAGUUAUAGUGAACACAUCUCCAGGAUACGUAAACUUCAAGCCGGUCCUAAUCUAAUGAUCAGUAAGUCCUAAAUGCGCUACUAUGUAAAUGCUUUACAAGUUUACAACAUUAGGUUAGGAUUACGGUGAGAUUUGGGAUUUGGGUUAACGCUAAUCGACUUUAAAUGUAAUCUAAGACUUACCUUAAUCCUAACUUAAUCGCAGGGAUUCAAUUCGUGUAUUUAGGAUUUGUUGAUCAUUUAGGAAUGCCGUGUAUUCUGGUAAUGCGUUUUCAUGAAAUUUUACAAAAGCCACAGAUGAUCAUCUCAAGGACCGUAUAGAUAAAAUUACGAACAGAUUUUUUAGCUGACAACAGUUGUUUUAAUUGAUGAGAAUUGAACGUGUCUGAAAGACCAUUGAAAUUAGAGAAAUAGAAAUCAGAAGUAAAGGUUUUAUUGUA
Dendronephthya gigantea is the source of this 2279-nucleotide messenger RNA. RefSeq lists its product as uncharacterized. The record is from RefSeq and is a predicted model, not a curated record. The coding region runs from base 222 to 1766 and encodes 514 amino acids. The transcript is spliced from 4 exons. NCBI's taxonomy places the organism in Eukaryota, Metazoa, Cnidaria, Anthozoa, Malacalcyonacea, Nephtheidae.